AUGGAACUUCACUUCAAAGACCUCGAUCUGUUCCCAGAACAUCUCCUCAACAAAGAACAAAUGCUUCCCAUACUGCAAAAGUACUUCUCACUCACUUUCCUGAAAGAGUGUCUUGCAGAACAAAUUGCUGUCGAUAAAAGCCAUUCAGCCCACCGGAUUAACCCCUGUCCGGUUGACUCUGCUCUCAAGGACUGCGUGGCGCAGGUUCUGGUGUCCAGCAACAAAAACUUCAUCAAAAUUGUGCAUUGCUACCUGCUUGAAGCUGGCAAGGAGAAACAAGCUGAAGAGUACCUGCAAAAGGUGAGCCCUGCAUCUCGGGUCCAACACUUGGACUCUAUCAAGAUGUGGAAUUACCUUACUCUGCCAUUCCAGGUGUUCAAGGUAAUGGAAGAUAUGGGAUUAGGCACAAAUCCUUCCGGUUUCUUCAUGCCUCCAACACCACCUGAGGUUUUUCCCACUCCGGCACCGGACUGGACGCCCGGCCAGGCUAUGGCCGACGGUAACGUUCCGUGA
Prunus armeniaca (apricot) is the source of this 513-nucleotide messenger RNA. The record is from the annotation of a GenBank genome assembly. NCBI's taxonomy places the organism in Eukaryota, Viridiplantae, Streptophyta, Magnoliopsida, Rosales, Rosaceae.